UUAAAAUAUGUAAUAUGUUAUAUAUAUAAAUGCUUGUGAUGACACAAUAUGAAAAUACAUCUUUUCAAUCCAAGCACUUUCCACUAAGAGUAAACUGCUGAUUUUGCAUUUGGGAAAAUGACAAAUAACAUGACUCUGAAGGUCAAAAUAAGCUGAUAUCAGCUUUAAUUUCAAUGCAUCAUUCUUGUCAGGUAGCGGCUAAAGCUUUGGAAACAGUAUUUGGAGCAUUUUACGAUGUUAUUAUGAAUCUGAAGGACAUCACGGAUGCUUCAUUCAGGGAAAACAUUUAACAUUCACUAUUUUAUAUCUAGGUCAGGGCUCCCGUAGUGCAUUUUAAUAACCCACAUGUUUUUUCUCUGCAUCUAAGAACCACACUUUAAGUGAUCCGAAACUUGUUUUAAGGAACGCAUAAAUGGCAAAGAGCCAAUUGCAAUUGUUCCUGGUAAUCAGACUGAAGCGAGAGUGUCUGUGCUGUUAAAGAACGCCAAAGAGAAUGAUAACAGAGGACAUGAUGCAGACUGUAUCUCACACCAGAUCAAAUAAAGACACUCUCUGGUGUACAACUUUAUUGUAAGUGCAUUAACUAAAAUACAUUUUGCAUUUAUUUAUACCCAUUAUGCAAGCAUGGAUAACUGAAUUAACUAAAAUACAAGAAAGUAUUGUGUAGCUUGUUAAAGAGAUUUUGGAAAAAUGGAGGGGUGGUCCCUUAUUGAAGGUGGUUGCAGAUUAACAUAGGCUUGAGGACGUGCUAUUUCGACAUGAGCAAACUGCCAGAAGGCUAUUGCAACGACUUUUCAGUGCACUGGCAACCAGCCAAAAAAAAAAAAAACAUAAUAAUAAGAGUAAGGUUUGCACAGACAAGCAUCACUCAUAUUUUCAUUAGGCAAUGUAGAAAUACCCUUCUUGCCACUUCCAAGUAACUCAUCUAAAGUGAGUGGCAGUGUAGUCAUGAAAUAACUGCAAUUGCACUUUCUAGGUAUGCAAAAGAGCCGGACAUUUUUCAUUAACUACACUUCAGAAUUGUAGUUUGCUGGGGUCAUAUUUUGAAUAAUCAGACUCUCUUUGCAAAUAUCUCAUUACGCUUUAUUCUCAUACAGCAUUAUUCUUCAUUAAACCUGCUUUAGCUCUCGGUGGAGUGUGAUCUUUGUGUUUGUUCUGAAAUAACUUGAUGAACCACCAGGUGGUGGUGCUGAGACUGAGCCACCAAAGGCCGACCCCAAUAUCUCACUUCCUGUGUCCUUGCCUAGCUAGCAGUCAUCUGUUGUUGUUUAUGCAUUUCUUAAAACCGCACUGCUGGAAAAGAGAGAGAGCGAAAGAGCAGUGACAUCUGUAUCUGGAGAUGUUACCGAACAGCUGUUGCAAUACUGUCCUCAGUCAUUAUAUCUGCACCAUGCAUAAAAUGGAUUUAUAAAGAAAUCAACGCAUACCAAUGUUGCAAGCUAUAACUGCGGUCUAAAAGUGAAGAAAGCCCUUUCACCAAUGUAAUCAAGGUGAUGUUUCCUUAUGCAUCCAUUUUCAGGUGUUUAUACAGAACAUAUUUUGUAUAAAACACUAUCGACUGCUUGGAUAGACACUUAAAACUUCUCAGAACAACCCAGCAACUACCUACAGUAAGUUAUUAUAUGACAACAUGCUAAAAUAAGAGCACUCAGAACACCCACUCAAUUGAUCCUUUACAGGGAGUUUGAUUGACAGGCGAUCUGACAAGUCCUAAAGAUGAAUCUGCCAUUUUUUUUCCAACAAACAAGCCAGACCGGGGAGUUAGAUAAAUGCCGGUGGACUUGAACUUAAAAAACUUUGUUUAAAAGACUUUGUGUCAUACCUGAAAUAACCUGCUCUGAGUCCCCUACAACAUAGCAAUACACUAUCAACCAUAUACUAACACUUUAAAAACCUUUCAGAACAACCUAGCAACCCAACUCUAAGACUAUAUAACCCUAACCCUAACACCCUUGGGUGCAUCAUAAUUGAGUGGAUCAUCAGUCAGCAUAAUGAAAUUCAUAUAUUUUAAGGUAUUUGUGUUAGACAUUUAAGGUAUGUCGAACAAAACAGACAAGUCGCUGAAAAUCCUCAAAUCAAAACUUGCAGCAAUUCUCUGUGUGCUGUCUCAUCUGGACUUGUGCUUCUCAAUCCCACCAAUCGUACGAUAUCUAACAGCAGGGAAUCCGAAGUAUAAAACUUCCCCGAGGGGCUGAACUUCUGUCCAGUGCUGUUUGGAUGAGAGUGUGUGAAGGUGCAGUCCAUUCCCAAAUGUGUAAAUGUCUACAACGACACAUCAGGAAACAUGUUUAUCCUUCUUUAUCUGAGCUUUUGGAGUGUGUUGGUGUCACACAGUCAGAGUCUGAGUGAAAGAGCAACAGCUACAACAAUAACAUCACAAGCAUCUGUGACGCUUGGAGACGACAACGGCCAGUGCUCGACCUGUCAGUUUCGACAACAGAGUAAACUUUUGCGCCUGCACUCCAUUAAGUCUCAGAUUUUGAGCAUCCUGCGUCUGGAACAGGCUCCAAACAUCAGCAGAGACACGGUUAAGCUGCUCUUACCUAAAGCACCUCCACUGCAGGAGCUCCUGGACCAAUAUGACCAAAAUGGAGGCAUUAGUGAGGAUGAGGAACAAGGCAGCAGCGAGACCAUCAUAACCAUGGCCACAGAGCCUCAAGCAAUCACCCAAACUGAGGGAAUGCCGAAGUGUUGCAUGUUCUCACUGAGCCCAAAGAUUAUGCCUAACAGCAUCCUCAAGGCCCUGCUCUGGAUCUACCUCCGACCAGCAGAGGAGCCAACCACAGUCUUCAUCCAGCUAUCUCACCUGAAGUCUCUGUCUGAAGGGAACAACCACUCAAGAAUGCGUGCACAAAAAAUUGAUGUGAAUGCCCGGACAAACUCCUGGCAGCACAUCGACAUGAAGCAGCUACUGCAGUUGUGGCUCAAACAGCCUGAGAGUAACUUUGGGAUAGAAAUCAAGGCCUUUGAUGCAAAUGGAAAUGAUCUGGCUGUGACCUCUGCAGAGUCUGGAGAAGAGGGAUUGCAACCCUUCCUGGAGGUUAAAAUAUUGGACACUGGCAAACGGUCCAGACGGGACACCGGCCUCGAUUGCGAUGAGCAUUCCACUGAGUCACGUUGCUGCCGGUAUCCACUCACCGUUGACUUUGAGGAAUUUGGUUGGGACUGGAUAAUUGCCCCCAAGCGCUACAAGGCCAAUUACUGCUCAGGUGAAUGUGUGCAGAAGUACCCCCACAGUCACAUCGUCAACAAGGCCAACCCUCGGGGCAGUGCAGGCCCCUGCUGCACACCCACCAAGAUGUCGCCAAUAAACAUGCUGUAUUUCAAUGACCAUGAGCAGAUAAUCUACGGAAAAAUUCCUUCAAUGGUCGUAGACCUUUGUGGCUGCUCUUGAGCCUGAGAGCUUCUUGAGUUGUUAUGACAGAAAGCCCUAACUGCUCUGGACCAGAGGGAAGUGAAAAUAAACUUUACCUUGUCCCUGACAAAAUAGUUCCUGCUAAAACAACUGACCACACCAGGAUCCCAACAAACCAACUUAUCCAAUUCUUUUAGUUUGUUCUCAUCGACUGUUGCACACUAGGACAAUUGUACCAAGGUGACAAGUGUUUCUUUGUUUAUGAAGGUAUAAGUAUUCCUCCGUGGAUGCAUUUUAGCAUAGAGAUGACCUGAUGGGCUUUACCAGCUUGAUGUCAGAAUGUAAAAAUUGCAAAAAGUACUUUUGAGUUUUAAAUUGAUGUCAAAGGGGGUUGUAUAGUUGAUUAUUUAUAUAAAGUCACUUAUCCACCAGUGACCCAAAAACAGGAACACUGACCCAGAUUCGCACUCAACAUGACGCCCAAAAGAUUUAUUCUGCAGUUGUUUCAUAUGGGUAGUUGACAGAUGGUAGGAAUAGGAAAAACUUUUUUCAUUGCUGUAACUGGUCACAAAUUAAAAUGUAUAAAUAAUCUUUAAAUGCUUUUAGACAUUGCUGGAACAUGUCAACUACCCAAAGGGUAUGCAUAAGCAUGCAGCUUAUGUUCUUGUCAAAAAACACACUUAAAUUGCCAGUUCACUAGGUAGUGAAUCUAUGGAGAUUGUUUUUUUUGUAAGUGUAUAGAUUCUAUGGUUCCAAAUCAUGUUAUAGUUUUGAUCUGUCACUGUAUGAAGUAAAAUGCCUGUUACUGAAGUCUCUGAGGAGUUGUUUUCGCGUGUCCUUAAGGGACCUCUUCAGUGUUUUCUCUUUGUAACCCUAACAAUGACACCAUUGACAUCAUUGACAUCAUUCCAAGCAUGUGGAGCACAUUAUGGCACUCAAAAGCAACAAACCCAUUUUCAAUGGAAGCUAAAGCCUCUCCUGUUUUAUUUUGUUCUCUGGAGGGUUCCCCAGUGUGAUUGAGGCCCCGUGAGGCAACGACACUAGAAGUCUGUCCCCGGGGCAAUGAAAGCACUUAGAAAUGUCUUAAUUUUUUUGAAAAAGAUUUUGAACACUUUGCAGCGUGAUUCAAUAAUAACAGUUGCCAUGAAACUAUAGUUUUAGGACAUGGAAGAAUGGAAGACAAAUAAAACACCUUGCCUCUAAAACCGACAGGUUGAAAAGAGGGGAAACAAGACUUCAUAAAAAUACAGUGAAACUAACCAUAUUAUAUACAGUACAGACCAAAAGUUUGGACACA
Molecule: messenger RNA, 4652 nt
Organism: Carassius auratus (goldfish)
Lineage: Eukaryota; Metazoa; Chordata; Actinopteri; Cypriniformes; Cyprinidae
Product: growth/differentiation factor 8-like
Exons: 3
Coding region: 2285-3394 (369 amino acids)
Cellular component (GO): extracellular region
Molecular function (GO): cytokine activity; growth factor activity
Source: RefSeq, a predicted model, not a curated record